GAUUCCUCUCAAGCCCCUGCGACUCCCGCGGCGAGCGACGGCUCCAAACCUGUCGCCUCCCACGGCGUCAACAUGUUUUUCGUUCGCGAUGACGUCGCAGACGCGUCGCACGGUUUCGCCACCGCGACAGCCGCUCGCACACACCCUGCCGCCGUCCCUGCUUAUGCCAUUUCUGGCCCACGGUCCCCCGCUCCUAGGUCCUCUCUCCCCCACAGCCUUCGUCAUAAGGCCGUUAGCCGGAUGUCAGUACCGGAUGUGAACAAAGAGUCGAUCGUCGUGAAUGCAUCGAAAUCGCAUGACUCGCACAGACAUCAGCACCAACAGGAUCGUCAUCAGCAGCAGAUGCAGCCGCUUUAUCAGCAGAAGGACGCCCGGAAACCAGUUUACGUGCCUGAGAUGAUGCGAGAGGAGGUGACUGACGGCGACGAAUUGCCCGACCGUUGGGACUCGUGCGAAGGGGACGAUGCGGCUGCGACGCAGAGUAAUGGAAUCGCGAAGACCUGCGCGCACUGUGGCACAUCGAAAACGCCCCUGUGGAGAAAUGGGCCUCCCGGACCCAAG
This is a messenger RNA of Closterium sp. Naga37s-1, 561 nucleotides long. NCBI's taxonomy places the organism in Eukaryota, Viridiplantae, Streptophyta, Zygnematophyceae, Desmidiales, Closteriaceae. The record is from the annotation of a GenBank genome assembly.